This is a messenger RNA of Akanthomyces muscarius, 1059 nucleotides long. RefSeq lists its product as uncharacterized. The transcript has 4 exons. NCBI's taxonomy places the organism in Eukaryota, Fungi, Ascomycota, Sordariomycetes, Hypocreales, Cordycipitaceae. Bases 1 to 1059 code for a protein of 352 amino acids. The record is from RefSeq and is a predicted model, not a curated record. Gene Ontology annotation, molecular function: methyltransferase activity.
AUGAGUGACAAAGCGUCUUCGCAUGGCAGCGAGUAUGUCGCCGUUGGAAACGCCGACGAUGUGUCUGUGAUAUACGGCAUCGAGCAAGGCGCCGAGUACAUCGACUCAGACUACACUGAUGACACCCAGAGCCUCACGUCGAGCAUACGCCAACACAUCGUGGACGGAGGUCUGCGAUAUCACGCCUACCACGCUGGACAGUACGCGUUUCCCAACGAUGAGAUGGAGCAGCACCGCGAUGACCUCAAGCACGACCUCACCUUGCACCUGUGUGACGGAAAGUAUUUCCUGGCACCUAUUGAAGAGAUCCUCGACGAGGGAGCCCAAGUGCUCGAUCUGGGAACGGGCAAUGGAAAAUGGUGCAUAGAACUGGCGGAUAUUUACCCGAAUACUACAUUUCAGGGAAUGGACCUCUCCCCCAUACAGCCCGACUGGGUGCCGCAAAACGUGUCCUUUGUCGUCGACGACAUUGAGCACGUAGCAGGCUGGACGUACGACGACAACAUGUUUGAUUACAUUCACGUACGGCACAUUGUCCAUUCCAUCCGAGACCGCAAAGAGCUCUGGGAGCGAAUAUACAAACACCUAAAGCCCGGCGGCUACGUCGAGGUGCAAGAGUUUGAAUACGUUGCCGCCUGCGACGACUCGUCCUGCGACGGGCCCUACCCGUGGCGCGACUUCCUCGACAACCUGCGCAAGGGCCUGCAGGCGCUCGGCGGCUCGGACCUGCUGGGCAUCCGGCGCGUCGACGAGGAGCUCGCGGCCGCGGGCUUCGAGGCGCUCGCGUACAAGCACAAAAAGUGUCCCAACGGGCCGUGGGCGAGGAGGCGCCGGCUGCAGGAGUGCGGGCACAUUCUGAGGGACGUCUGCAUGGAGGGGCUCGUAGGGCUCGCGCGGCGGCCGUUUCGUGACGGCCUCGAGUGGACGCCCACGCAGACCGAGGUGUUCCUCGUCGACGUGCGCAAGUCGCUCAUGGCGGCCGGGGAGAAUGGUCUGCCCAAGUUUCACUCGUACUUUCCGUUUCACAACCUGCACGCGCGCAAGCCGUUGGAUGCGUGA